Messenger RNA from Gymnogyps californianus (California condor), 2075 nucleotides. RefSeq names its product COMM domain containing 2 (gene COMMD2). The record is from RefSeq and is a predicted model, not a curated record. The transcript has 5 exons. Bases 1 to 600 code for a protein of 199 amino acids. NCBI's taxonomy places the organism in Eukaryota, Metazoa, Chordata, Aves, Accipitriformes, Cathartidae.
AUGCUGCUGGUGCUGUCGGAGGAGCAGAAGGCGCACCUGGGCUGCCUGCCGCGGGUGGGCGGCGCAGCCGUCGGCGAGCUGGGGCGCCUGGCGGUGGAGCUGCUGCGGCGGGGCGCGGCGCCGCGGGCCUGCGAGGCGGCCGCCAGAAAACUUAACGUCAGCGUUGACACCAUUCAGCAUGGGGUAGAAGGACUGACGUAUCUUCUCACUGAAAGCUCCAAGCUUAUGAUUUCUGAGAUAGACUUCCAAGAUUCCAUUCACGUUCUGGGCUUCUCAGAUGAACUGAACAAAUUACUGCUCCAGCUGUACCUUGAUAACAGGAAAGAGAUCCGAAGCAUUCUUAGUGAGCUGGCACCAAAGCUUCCCAGCUAUCACAGUCUUGAAUGGAGACUGGAUGUGCAGCUUGCAAGCAGAAGUUUGAGACAACAGAUUAAGCCUGCUGUGACUAUAAAGCUACAUCUUAAUCAGAACGAAGAUCAAACUGCCCAGGUGUUGCAAACCGACCCUUCUACCCUCCUCCACCUCAUUCAGCAACUGGAACAAGCGCUGGGGGAAAUGAAAACAAACCAUUGCCGGAGGAUAGUGCGCAACAUGAAAUAGCACUGAUUCGUGGCUGUUGUCUUAUUAAGCAGUUUGUGAAACAACUAAAAGCAAUGUUCACAAAUACAUUUUGAGGAAAAAUAAACAUCUGGAUCAGAUGAAAUGCCUUCCUGUGCCAGGAUCUUGAGCCAGUAAUUAUAGGCUGAAUGUCCUCUGGUGCUAACUUUACACACCUGCCGGAUAUGAGAUAGGUAGUUGGUGUUCCUUUGCUUGCAAAUGUAGAAAUUCAGCAUGCUAUGCUCAAAUUUCUCUAAAUUAGUAUAGUUCUACUUGAAGAGCUUUCCUACAUUAAGUAGAGUUUCCUCAAUAUUGUAUGAAGCCGCACAUUUAUUUUUACACUUAUCAAGUAGUUUUUUCCCUUGGUUUUGCUUCCAUUUUGAAAUUUAAAAAAAAACCCCUAUACUGGUGGAAAUGAUACUUUACAGGAAUGUUUCUUCCAGGUAGACUGAUGUAUGUGUCUGAGUACACGUGGGACUACAGCCCUCUUCCUCCAAAGGACUCAGCCAGCUCGGAGGCUGGGUGUUACGCUGCUUUUCUGCCCUUCUUAGGUAACAAAAGAAAGUAUCAUCAAGCUGACGCUCCCGUCUUAACAAAGCUAGCUGUAACCCCCACCAGGUAGUCUCGUGCUUUCUGCAGGGAGCAGUUACCAUAGAAAACCCAGCGCCCUAAACAUAAGUGAGCAUACUGAUUAUAUGUAAAGGUGAUCUGAAAAAUCGCACAAGUAAAACCAUGGGCUGGGAGGCCGAUUAAGAAUAGUGUUAACUUCUAAAUCUGAUCUUCAUGUUGUGAUGCAACAAUAUUUGUUCCCUUAUUUGGAUAGUGUGCUCAUAAAGAAAAGACAAGACUAGCUAAGUAUUGCAACAUAAAUGAUGCUUUUCCAUUUUUAAGAAAAAUGUCUAACAAAGGUUGUGUCAAAAGUCACUUUUCAAUUGUAUUCUAAUGCAAUAUUUUGUAGCUUUUGUGACUAAGGUUGCAUAGUUUCACUAAUUAAUGCUUUACUGUCACUAGUGAGGGUGCAUCAUAAAGCCCUUGGAGUAUAUUGGAAAGGACAAAUAGGCAAGAGAACCUUAACGUACAGAUUCUGGCAAUAACUGUAUAUUUACUGUCUUUCAUAGCAACACCAUGAAUUUCUGUAUUAAUUGGACUCCUACAUUCACAAAUGCAUUGCGUUUUCUUAUUGUUUUCAAUUUUUGUACUUUUGAGAGAUACUACUUCAACUGAAACGUGCAUGGCAGAAGUGCUUUAAUAAGUAACACCUCCAAUUAAAAAAAGUUAGUUUUCUAGAAUACGGAGUUGCUUAUUCUCUAAUUGCUUUAUACAGAGUGGCAAUGGUGUGAACGAACUUAAUUUCCUCUCCCAUAUAUGAAUCAGCAAUGUGUUUCAUUUACCAUCCGUAUGUGGUGACUUUUUUGAUAGAAUCAUAGAAUUUUCUUCACAUAUAGUAUGUGGUAAUUAAAUGUGAUAAAAUGUUACUA